This is a messenger RNA of Nannospalax galili (Upper Galilee mountains blind mole rat), 730 nucleotides long. RefSeq names its product monocarboxylate transporter 9-like. The transcript has a single exon. Lineage: Eukaryota; Metazoa; Chordata; Mammalia; Rodentia; Spalacidae. Gene Ontology annotation, molecular function: monocarboxylic acid transmembrane transporter activity. The record is from RefSeq and is a predicted model, not a curated record. The annotation marks the transcript as partial. Gene Ontology annotation, biological process: transmembrane transport; monocarboxylic acid transport.
GAUAGGUACUCCAUGUACAAUGAGAAAGAAAAGAACUUAGAAGAAAGUCCAAACAUCUUAGACAAGAGCUACAUUAGUGAGAAUAAAUACAAAUGCUCCCUGGCCAGUGGUGACUGGAGCCAGGACAGCCCUCUCCAUAAAAAACCCAGCCCUGUGCCCCAUGCCAAGGAGCCCGAGAUGUACAGGAAGAAAGUUGUGGAACAGACCUAUUUUUGUAAACAGCUUGCCAAGAGGAAGUGGCAGUUAUAUAAGAACUACUGGAGCGAGACCGCGUCUCUUUUUCAAAACAAAGUCUUCUCUGCACUGUUCAUCGCCAUCUUCCUUUUUGACAUCGGAGGGUUCCCACCGUCGUUACUCAUGGAAGACGUAGCGAGAAGCUCCAGCGUGAAGGAAGAGGAGUUCGUCAUGCCCCUCAUCUCCAUCAUCGGCAUCAUGACAGCUGUGGGGAAACUCCUUCUGGGAAUCCUGGCUGACUUUAAGUGGAUUAACACCUUGUAUCUCUAUGUAGCUACCCUGAUCGUCAUGGGCCUGGCCCUGUGUGCAAUUCCACUUGCCAAGUGUUACGUCACACUGGCCAUACUUUCUGGGAUCCUAGGGUUUCUCACUGGUAAUUGGUCCAUCUUCCCAUAUGUAACCACGAAGACUGUGGGAAUUGACAAACUAGCCCAUGCCUAUGGAAUAUUAAUGUUCUUUGCUGGACUUGGAAAUAGCCUUGGACCACCAAUUGUCG